GGCUUGGGGGCCAUAGCCCUGGAUCUAGAGGGGGACCCUUGCCCAUCGGCUUUCAGUAGGAUCAGGGACACAGCUUCUCUGAAGAAGGGGGGAAGCCUGCGUACCUCACGCCACAGCAGUGAGUAACCCUACUAUAUUAUAGUACAGUAUAACAAUAUACACACUAACAGCCAUUCUCAACCUGGGGGUUUUGAAAGUGUCGUGGACAAAAAAUAACAUCAACACUAUGUACAUUUGUCAACUUUAAUUGUGAACUAUACUGUAUUUUUAUGUACAACUCUAUAUUACUCAGUUACUUUCGCUUGUCUGUCUAUAACCUGUCUGUCUAUAACCUGUCUGUCUAUAACCUGUCUGUCUAUAACCUGUCUGUCUAUAACCUGUCUGUCUAUAACCUGUCUGUCUAUAACCUGUCUGUCUAUAACCUGUCUGUCUAUAACCUGUCUGUCUAUAACCUGUCUGUCUCCUGUCUGUGUGUGUUGCAGCCUGGCGUUAUGAGACACCCCAGCAGGUGCAGUUUGUGGAGAAACUGUCGGACGUGGUGAUUGGCCAGCUGCCCAACUUCUGGAAGCUCUGGAUCUCCUACGUCAACGGCAGCCUCUUCAGCGAGGUACAUAAAACAGACAAUGAUUUAACAUCAUGAAUGUAAUGAACCAACACAGCAUAUUUUCACUGUUGUCAAACGUGUGCUUUUAUCAGACUGGUGAGAAAUCUGGCCAGGUUGAAAAGUCAAAGAAGAACGCCAGGCAGAGACAGAACGACUUUAAGGUGAGUUGUGUUGGAUAUACUUUUUAGAUACACUUUUUAUAACCAUAGGAAGGUCCUCUCAUCAGUGUCUACAGUUUUACAGAGCUAAAGCAAAAUGGGCAGUGCCUUGUAAAUGGGUCCAAAGUGUUACUGGUGUAUUGUUAUUGGACUCUAGUCUGUUUCUGUGUGUCUGUAUAGAAAAUGAUAGAGGAGGUGACCCAUCGCUUGGUGAAGCUGGUGAGAGGUGCUCUGCUCCCCUCCACCCUGACAGAGCUGGAGCUGAGAUUGUACGGUGGCUGGGAGAGUAAGACCGAGCUCACUGGACCCUGGCUCACUCAGGUCAUACACACCGUCAGGUAUGGACACGUCACUGUAUUGCAGGGUUCCCCAACUGGCGGCCCGCGCGCUGAAUUUGGCCCGUGGGUGGUUUUAUUUGGCCCCUCAAAUGGUCAAAUACACCAGGAAAUCAGCUCCAAGUGAUUUUAAUUUUGGAAAUCUGUUCCCAAGUUUUCCCACGCAUAAUAGAGAGACACACACAUUUAUACAAUAUAUACAAAUGUAAGCAAGGUUUGAAUUGAUUAUGUUUUAGUCAAAUAUUAUAUCUGUUUGGGAUUCUUGCGGCCAAUUUGAAGUCUACAAAGGAUUUGUAAUUAUGUUUCAGCCCCCCGACCAUCCGCUCAAGAAAAAAUCUUCCCGUGGCUGAAUCUAAUUGAUGAUCCCUGCUGUAGUGUGUGGGUGCUUGCGUGUGCAUGUGUGUGUGUCAAUGAAGUUAUACCCCAUAUUCCCGACCCCCAAUCACUCCUCCACUUUCCCCCCUCUUCUCUCUCUCUCUCUCUCUCUCUCUCUCUCUCUCUCUCUCUCUCUCUCUCUCUCUCUCUCUCUCUCUCUCUCUCUCUCUCUCUCUCUCUCUCUCUCUCUCUCUCUCUCCUCCCUUCUAUUUCUCCCUCAUAUCUUUCCCUCCUCUCUCUCUCCUCUCUCUCUUUCUCUCCCACGUCUUCAGAAUCAUUUUUGAGGCUCUGGUAGCUCUGGAGAUCCCCAAUGAUCUACUGCAGGUGAUCCAGGAUCUAUUGCUGGAGCUGAGACACCACUGUCUAGUGGUCACCCUGCACCACACCACAGAGGGUGAGGAAAGGGAGAAGGGAGAUAUGGGAGGGAGGAGGGGAUCUACUGUAGGAGCUGAGACAUCACAUUCUACUGGUCACCCUGCACUCUCCACCCUUGAGAGAGGGGGAGGAGGAAGGAUAGAGAUGUAGCGAGGUUGGGGGAUAGGGAAGAGGAGAAAUUGGAGGGGUGAGUUAGGUGAGGUUAGAGAGGGUUAAACAGGGUUGGUUAUUCUGACAGUGGUCCUAGUUCUAUAGAAAAUCUGGGUUGAUAGUAUCAACUAAGUGUGGUUUUGAAGGUAGUUAUACACUAGUUUAGAGGGUCAUUUCACUUUCUACUGCAGUCUUCCUCCAAACAACUCUCACAGUCCUGUUUAAAAUGUAAAGUGAACUGAUCAUGACCCUACAGUUGUUAGCCAUCUACUACCUAGUACCAUUACUUAAUUUGAUCAAGAAUAAUGUAAAGAGUGCACACAUUUGUAGUCGCUACAGUCAUUCAUGUUUUUGUAUGUACUUUGUCAGAUGUCAAAAGGGUUGCAGAGAAAGAGGACUGGGUCAUAGACAAUGAAGGAAUCACCAGCCUGGUAAUGCUAUAUUUACUAUACUAUCCACUCCACUUAGUGAUAUGUCAUGAUUUAUUAUGGUAAGAUACAGUAUGAUAUAACAUAUGACGUGGUGUAAUCUAUAUAUUCGAUCUGUGUGUUGUGUUGUGAGCAGCCGGCCCAGUUUGAGCAGUGCAUGGUGCAGAUGCUGCAGUCACUCAAAGAACCCAUGGAUACCAAACCUGGGGAGGUCAAUGUAAGGAACACACAUACAUUACACUAUCACAGAAUCUCAUUCAUCUAUGUGAACUAUCUAUGUAUGUGAACUACAGGUAACUGCCAAAAUAAGGAAACACAAACAUAAAGUGUCUUAAUAGGGCGUUGAUCCACCACGAGCCACCAGAUCAGCUUCAAUGUGCCUUGGCAUAGAUUCUACAAGUCACAAGAAAAUCCGUAAUUUGGUGUUUUGUAAAUGCUCUCUCAGAAUCUCCUUUAAGUGUUCAAUUGGGUUGAGAUUUGGUGAAUGAGACACACACACACACUUUAAACCCCCCAUGCUCCUUUGAGACCCCUCUUUCAAAGUCACUGAGAUCUCUUCUUCUAGCCAUGGUAGCCAAAAUAAUGGGCAACUGGACAUUUGUAUACAUGACCCCUAAGCAUGAUGGGAUGUUAAUUGCUUAAUAGAAUUGACAAACCACACCUGUGUGGAAGCACCCGCUUUCAAUAUACUUUCUAGCCCUCAUUUACUCACGUGUUUCCUUUAUUUUGGUAGUUACCUGUAUAUGUUGUUGUAUUGGACCACAAUACAGUGUGAUAGUUGUUUUAUGCGGCUGAGUGUCCUGUCUCACCUUGCUCUCCUCUUCUGUCUUCAGAUCCUCCAGUUGGAUCAGGACCAGGCCUCAGAGCUCUGUGUGGACAUCAUGAAGGUACUGUACAGUCACUACAGACUAGGUUCACAGUAUAUUUGACCACAAUAAUACGGAGUAGAGAUUCAGAUUACAGUAUAGUUCAACAUAGGAAUCCCUUCAAUCAAGGUAUGGUACUAAUGUCACUAGAGAAUAGGUUUACAGUAUAUUUCACUCCGUCUACACUAUAGUGAAGGGACUCCUGCAGGUCACAGGUUGUUUAUAGGCUACAAUGCACAAGUCCAGUAGACAUUUAGGGACAGUUUCCAGGACACAGAUUAAAACUAGUCCUGGACUUUCAAUGGAGAAUCUCCACUGAGAAGGCUUUUUAGUCCUGCAUUAGUCUAUCUAUGUCCAUGAAACUGGCCCUUAGAUUAUUAUAGACUUUUACCUUUGUAGCAGGAAGGGGCCAGGAAGCUCCGUGAGAGGAUGAUGAAGGUACGGUACGAAGUAGAGUUAAGGAUGACAUCAUAUUUCGUCAUAGGAAUACCUACAGAUAAUAGUAGUUUAGUUCAGUUGAAAUUCGAGCAGGUUCGAGAGCAGGUGGAAAAGCUCUGUAAGGACAUCAAUAAGGUAUGGUACAGGGUCGAUUAAUGACUAGGAUUACACUCAUAUUACACCAAAGGAAUCACUACAGAUUAUAGGUAGUUUACUGUAGGUUUACAGUGCAGUCCAUUCACCCCAUUCAGUAGACAUUUCGAAUAUAGCACACUGUUACUGUUGUCUAGGUGUGUCUGAGUAACUGACCUGUAUCUGUGACCGACCUGUAACACCUAUUCCAGGUGUUCAUCAACUGCCUGGAGCAGCUGAGCACUAAAACAGACAGAGACAUCGACACCUCACAGUGAGUACAGGCAGGGACUUUAUUUCCAGUGCCGCCCUUUUGUGUGUCUGCCUUAGUGUAUUUUAAACUCUUCUCUGUGUGUGUAUUCUCAGUAUGUCAGUGGACCUGGCCUCUACAAAGCUGUUCAGUGGCAUUCAGGAGGAUUUCUGUCCAACACUGGUAUGAAAAUCUGAAUUUUCUCAUUCUGAGACUAUAGGCCUCAAUCGAACUCGAUCUCACGAGACAGGAUUACCAAUGUCGAUAAGCGUUCUCAAUGAGGGUUCUUUCUCACUCUAUCUCUCUUACAAUCUCACGCCCCUACACACACACACACACACACACACACACACACACACACACACACACACUUACUUGUAUCUCCUUCACUGGCAAACCAAACCACUCUGUGUUAUGAUGCUGUUUCCUGGUUGUGGACAGGAAGCAGGCACAACCUCAUUUCCUUUAUACUAUAUGUCGAGAUGAGAGUGAAUGGCCAUGGGUGUCAUGUAAGUGUGUGGGGGGGGGGAAGAGGAGUGUGUGUGUAGGGUGUUUCUGGUAAAGGGAAAUAGAGCAGGGUGUAGACUGGGUUUCUCUAGCAGGGGUGAGACUGACAGCCAGGCAAUAUUCAGAGCAGAUGCCCAGAGUUUAUUUAUGAGCACCAAUGCUUGAUAAAUAGUGCAUAAAUGAUUGUAACGGAUUCAUUGCAUGAAGAAAUAUACAUGGAAAUAUACUGAACAAAAAUAUAAAUCCAACAUGCAACAAUUUCAAUGAUUUUACUGAGUUACAGUUCAUAUAAGGAAAUCAGUCAAUUGAAAUGAAUUUAUUAGGCCCUAAUCUAUGGAUUUCACAUGACUGGGCAGGGGCCCACCCAUUGUGGAGCCAGGCCCAGCCAAUCAGAAUUUGUUUUUCCCCCAAAAAGGGCUUUAUUACAGACCAAAAUACUCCUCAGUUUCAUCAGCUGUCAGGAGGCAAAGGUCGAGUCAUGCGUCCUCCGAAACAUGACCCGACAAACCGUGCUUCUUAUCACCCGCCCACUUAACCCGGAAGCCAGCCGCACCAAUGUAUCGGAGGAAACACCGUUCAACUGACGUCCGAGGUCAGCCUGCAGUCGCCCGGCCUGCCACAAGGAGUCGCUAGAACACGAUAAGCCAAGUAAAGCCCCCCCCAGCCAAACACUCCCCUAACCCGGACGACGCUGGGCCAAUUGUGCGCCGCCCUAUGGGACUCCCGAUCACGGCCGGUUGUGAUACAGCCCGGGAUCAAACCCGGGUCUGUAGUGACGCCUUGGCCCUAUACCGCUGCGCCACUCGGGAGGCCCCUUUCCCUUUUUUAAAAUGUGUUUGGAGGAAUUCUGGGAGGAGGGAGGUCAAGGGGGGACAAAAAGGGGAAAAAUGUACAAUGUCUUUACAGUUUGUCGUUGAACUGUUAUAUAUAUUUUUUAAAGGAUGUGUUUUGCAUUAUUCUGAAGGCCUACUGCAACAUGUAGCAUGUUGUCGUUUCCCUUACAAUAAAUCUGAUUAAUAAUAGAGACAGUAAAUAAAAUAGUCCUGUAACAGCUUCUUUUUACAAAGUAAAACAUAAAAGAGAAGGGUAUCAACCCUCAAGGCGCGCGGUUAAAUUAUUAACAUGAGCACCAACGCUGAUAAAUACGCAUAACACAAACUCAUCAUUACACUAUUGUUGUUCUAAAUUAAAUCAACCUCUUCACCCUCCUUAUCAUUCAGUUAGGCCUCAUUUAAAUUCAAUUGUGAAGUAAGGUGCACGAUUAUCGCCCAUUCAUCCAUUUGUCAUUCAUUCAGUGAGGAGAGAGAGACGCAUUAGCACCUGGCUGGGUUAAGUUGGGAAUAGGUGUGGAAAAAACUGGUAAAACGGCUCUAAAUACUUUUCUGUUUGUGAUUUCAAAAUUCUGACAAAUGAGCAGUGUAAAAUACAAACAUUUAGGAAAAUUCAGGGAAGGAGCAGGACAUAGCUUUUUUUUUGGAGAGGGGGCAGUUUUUUCUAGUGUUAAGAGUGAACACUACCUGUUACACUAAUCAUGUCAGUGAGGUAGCUGUUAUCAUUUACCUUGUAUCAGUGAGGGAAACCCAGAGUGUGUAGUAUGCAGUAAAACAGGAUUUCAAUCAAUUCUAGUCAAACAGGGAUGGAGUCAGUGAUGAGAUUAUUGGCAGAUAGAUGUUCAGAGACCACUCAAUAUGACAAAUCCAAUGUUCUGACCGUAUUAUUCUGUGUGUGUAUUUGUGUGUGUGUGUGUAGGAGCAGCGUCUGCUGAUCAUCCUCAGUAACUGUCAGUACCUGGAGAAACACACUUUCCUUAAUCUGGCUGAGCACUUUGAGAAGCACGGCUUCACCGGGACUGAGAAGAUCACACGGGUGAGUAGAGAGGACACACAUUCACACACACAAACUCAGACGCACAAGCCUUGGGAAGCUGCAACUUUAGCCUUCCGUGUGUCGGAAACAACGAACAGUUAACUGGCCCCUUAGAUAUUUUGCUGUUUAGUUUUUGCUGUUCUGUGAAGAAGAAUGUUUGUCACCAAAGACUUGAUGAGAAAGACGUUUAUGUUUCAGGGCAGAGCAAUGACUCUCACUUUCUCUUUAAACACUUAUAUGUCAGAUCUGAGUCAGUCUCUUUCUCUCUCUCUCUCUCUCACUCACAUAUUGGUUGGCCCUUCCCGUAAAGACAGCUGAACAGCCUGUAGCAGUUGGUUCAAAACCACUCAGGGUGGUUAAUUGGGUUUUUGAGCCCUUGUUUUUGCCUAAGAAACUAUAUUGUGACAGGAAGACCAUCAAUCAAGUUACCGUAGAAGCACUUUGUGACAACUGCUGAUGUUAGAAGGGAUUCCUAAAUAGAUUUCUUUGAAAUUUGAUUGAAUGUCUCUCUCGGCUCCCAGGUGAGUGUCUGUGUGGCUGUGUAGGUGUGUUAAUUAGGUUUGUCUCUACGUCUGUUUCCAGGUGACUGUGCGUGCGGUGAAGGAGCUAGAUGAGAGUUUGUUUGAUGCCUACAUCGAGAGGAAGUCUGAUCCCAUCGUAGGAUCCCUGGAACCAGGCAUCUAUGCUGGACACUUCGACUGGAAGGACUGCAGUACACCCACA
Messenger RNA from Coregonus sp. 'balchen', 7207 nucleotides. Lineage: Eukaryota; Metazoa; Chordata; Actinopteri; Salmoniformes; Salmonidae. The record is from the annotation of a GenBank genome assembly.